Messenger RNA from Clupea harengus (Atlantic herring), 1990 nucleotides. RefSeq names its product mid1-interacting protein 1A-like. Lineage: Eukaryota; Metazoa; Chordata; Actinopteri; Clupeiformes; Clupeidae. Gene Ontology annotation, cellular component: cytosol. The record is from RefSeq and is a predicted model, not a curated record. Gene Ontology annotation, biological process: regulation of lipid biosynthetic process.
AUCGCUCAUCGAAACAGAACGUAAGUUACUGGAAGAUUUCAAUUCGCCUUUAUGGUUUGCAUAUUUGAUGUAACACACACACACGACCGGAACAUCUAAACCGACCCAUUGUAUAAGCGAGCCAAGAGUUUGGUGCACAAAGGACGCGCGUGAACUUGGUUUUGAGUCUAUUCUUCACCCGCUGGUGUGGCUCAGAGGGACGUGUUCGGAGUCUCGGUCUCGGCGUUCGUGUGCCAUCCCUGGAAUCCGGUUUUUUACCCGCAGGACAAAGCAACCUGGACCAACAGGUUACAGUCACGCCUUCCUUGCCUCGAAACCACCUGGACUAUAAAGGCAGCGUGAGAGACACAGGUAGUCAGCACAAGGCGAAGACUAACACGGGAGGAAAGAGCACGAGACUCCCCUAAACGAAGCGAAUACUCUGCACAUCUGAAACUUGAGCCUGACAGGACGAGAGUAACUUUACCCAUCGAAUUUCUGCUAAACUUGAAUACGUUUACUUUUAUUUUUCUGCCACGUUUGAGAACGACACACAGUCGGUCAAAAUGAUGCAAAUGGUCGAAACCUACACGCAGAAGAACUCUCUGCUGAACGCCAUGAAUGGCUUCAUCGGCGCCGUGAACAACAUGGACCAGACGGUGAUGGUUCCCAGCCUGCUACGCGACGUGCCGCUGGAGCACGAGAAGGAGCAGGAGGAGCGCUCAACCGGGAACUACCUGCGGGACGCCGAGGUGGACAUGUUCGGCUACUACACGCAGCUCAAGGCCAUCCGCAACGACAUCCAGUGGGGAGCCCUGGGCCGCGCCGAGGAGAUGCGACGCAAGGAGAAGGAGAGCCUGGCACAAGAAGCCACACGCGCCAAUGACAACGAGGCCAGCGAGGAGGAUGUGGACCUGGAGCAGCUGUUCCGAUUCCACCUGAAGGGCCUGCACGGGGUGCUGUCGAAGCUCACACACCAGGCCAACGAUCUCACCCACCGCUACAAGCAGGAGAUUGGCAUCGCGGGCUGGGGCCAGUGAGAAGACACACACCCUCGCGUGCGUACACACUUCUACCUGCUGCUUGAACGUUCGACCAUGACACUUCCGCAUAGCACAACGCGGAGAUGAGUCGAACUUUAUUUUGUAAAAAAAACUAAGACGUUUCGCAACGAGUUCACAAAGAAAGAAGAGAACGAGAGAAGAAUGAAAGACUGUUUCCAGUUCUACUCCUCCACCCUGCGUCACGAUGUGACAAUUGGAGCACUGUUCUCCGGGAACUCGGUGACUCCUCAAACCGCUUAUGAUUUGCACUGAUUCCGUUGAUUUCCGCUUGACAGACGACAAGCCAUGGCUUAUAGAUAAUAUUUAUUCAUAUUGAUAAUGUAUUAUGUAUGUUUGAAGACUUUUGAAAUAUUUUUAAAAUAUUUCUUUUGGAGUUAGUGUGCGGAAGACUAAUGUCGAAUGAUGCUCUAACUAUGAUUUAACUGACAGGCGUGAGUGUGUGUUUAUGUUAUUAGUGUACACUACAAGAGUGUCAGAGUAUGUCUGUGUGCACUUACAUGUGCUGCAGUAUCUGUGUAACUGUCCGACCUCUAAACACUUCACCAAUCCUGUUAUGUGUAACCAAUGCUCCUUUCUCUAACCAUGGAAGACUUUGUAACUACUGAAGUCAGUGAAUGAUCACAUUUGUGAAUGUGUGUGUGUGUGUGUGUGUGUGUGUGUGUGUGUGUGUGUGUGUGUGUGUGUGUGUGUGUGUGUGUGUGUGUGUGUGUGUGAUGUGUACGGGGAUGUUCAGUGAUGGCUAGUGUGUUUACAUCAGCCUGUGAUCUGACCCUGUGAGAGUCUAUGACCUGGAACCCUCUGAGAAGCCUUUAGAACCCUCUAGAACCAUGAUGAGACCCACGAGACUCUAACAUCACCAGUAACUUGUAUGUCAAAUAUUGUUGAUGCUGUUUGUAAAUAAUUUUUUCCUAUGUUGUUUUUCACUGUAAAUAAAAGUUUGUGAAAAC